Molecule: messenger RNA, 3383 nt
Organism: Protopterus annectens (West African lungfish)
Lineage: Eukaryota; Metazoa; Chordata; Ceratodontiformes; Protopteridae
Gene: ATF3
Product: activating transcription factor 3
Exons: 4
Coding region: 284-829 (181 amino acids)
Biological process (GO): regulation of transcription by RNA polymerase II
Cellular component (GO): nucleus
Molecular function (GO): DNA-binding transcription factor activity, RNA polymerase II-specific; RNA polymerase II cis-regulatory region sequence-specific DNA binding
Source: RefSeq, a predicted model, not a curated record
UACACGGUUGCAUCACCGCUUUUGCAAAGGCUUCGCUCUCUGGACUAUAAAUAGCAUUACGUCAGCCUAUGACUAGCACUCGUAUAUAAAUGGUGAUGCAACCCCUCGCAAGGAGAGACUUACACUGAGAGGGAGAUAGAGAACCGUAGAGCGAGAUCUGACAGUCGCAGUACGCACCACACGAGCUGUGAGAGCGCGCUCGCCAGAUAAGAAGAGAACACUUCGCUACAUCUCGAGUUCCGCCACUGGGUCAUCGUCACAACGCCAAGCGGUUGGACAGAAAAUGAUGCUCCAGCACUCCGGUCAAGGUUCCAUGUUAGAUGUCAGUGCUUGUGCUGUUGUUCCUUGCCUUUCCCCACCCAACUCCUUGGCAUUUGAUGAUUUUGCAAGUCUGACUCCACUGGUGAAGGAAGAGAUAAGGUGUGCCAUACAUAACAAAUGUUUAUCGAAUGGAACUAUGUCAUUGCUUGAAACUGUGACCAUGUCAGAAAGAUACAGUGACAUACCAAGUGUGAAGAAAGAGAUCUCCCCAGAAGAAGAAGAGAGACGAAGACGAAGAAGAGAAAGAAACAAAGUGGCUGCAGCAAAGUGCAGAAACAAGAAGAAAGAAAGAACAGAAUGUUUACAGAAGGAAUCAGAAAAAUUGGAAAGCAUCAAUGCAAGCCUAAAAGCUCAGAUCGAAGAGUUAAAGAAUGAGAAGCACCAGCUGAUAUAUAUGCUUAAUCUGCACCGACCCACAUGUAUCGUUCGAGCUCAGAACGGCAGGACCCCAGAAGAUGAGAGGAAUCUCUUCAUUCAACAAAUCAAAGAAGGAACACUGCUUGGCUAAAUGCAUUAUCCUGAGCUCAAUUAACUUAUUAAAGAUGGAACACCCUGAAGUCAAGUCUUUUAAUGGCUUAUGGAGACUCUGGGAAGAAGGUCUGCACUUUCUGAUUGAAGGGUAAAUGGUGAAUUAGUAUUAACCAGUCAGGGGCACUUUAUUUAACAGAUCUUUAGUCACUGAGCUUUCAAAGCUAUCCAUCUGCCCCAGUAGUACAUCCCACUUUUGUGAUGCCUACAUGUGCUGAACGGUGACCAUUUUGAGUCUGCUUAUACUGGUAAUACACUUUAUAGUAACCUGCGAAGUACUGCACACUUCCAGAAUGUCGAUGGAAUAGUACAAGACUGUGUUAUACUGGUGGGUAAACACCCAGGAAAACAAGUGUGAUGCAGUGAACUAGCUUAUAUUUCCAAAACUGCUAUAUGACAUAGUAACAUGGGCUGCAUGUCAUAUUACACUGGAUUCAUCGGUAAUUUGGAUUUAAGCUUUAUAUGUGUGAUUUCCUAUAAGAAUCACCAUGGUAGUAAUGACUCCCAUCAGUGAGGCGUACUGAAGGAUGGCACUUUAAAUAUUGACAUGCUGGCCUUUCAGUACCAUAGCAUUAACUGUCCACACUGUCCUUACCAGUUAAGGGAGCUGUGAGUAGCACAAAAGUCCAUGAAUUUUUAAAGCUGGAUAAUUUGCACUACAUGGCCUGUGCAUCUAGUACUACCAUGCAGUUUGAACAUUGUAUUUCAGCUUUCGGUGUAGUUCAAAAGAUACCUCAUCGUGCAACUGGCUACUGGAUAACAAUGAAAGACCUGCAACCUACCAGGGUAUCCUUGGUAGGUUGUACACAACUAAAAAAGUAUCUUGAAAUUGUAAUAUUAACAUGUAAUAUACAGCUAUUUAGAAUGUAUAUGUGUAUUUAUUAUAUUCUAUGGCUAGAUAACAAAUGGAUAUAUAAUGUCUUUGGGUGAAUAAAUUGCAUUGCAUCUCUGUGGAAGACUGGUGUGAUGUCAAACUGGGGUAACGAAUAUUUGGAGAAGGUUGAGUACCAGGUAGAUUUCCAGUCUCUCUCAGUACUUUUGGCUUCCAAGUACUCUGUAGACAAUAGCUGAUAUUACCUGUAGUGGCUUAGGCUUGUUUUCUUUGAUACCACUCCUAAAUAUUAAGUGCAGGUAUUUUUGAUUUUCUAGCAGGGGCUAUUUAUUUAAGUAGUUAUAAAAUUAUGGCAUAAGUCAUAAUCCUUAAGUGAUAUCAAAGGUAACAAUACUGAUGAGCCAUUAGGAAAGUUUUCCAGGUUAACUUGUUUAUACAGGGAGCAGAUUAUGAAGAUGUAUAAACAAGAUUUCUGUAACAAUAGACAUGGUUGUGUUGUAUAAAAGAUCAUAUGUCUUUAGUGGGCUACCCUUUCCCAAGAGAUCCUUCUGCACUGCUUUCUGUUCAGUAUUGCACUUGAAUGCCAAAGAAACCUGGCUUUUUUUUACCUCCUUUCUCCACUAGAGACAAAAUGGCAGAUACAUAUAUUCUUUUUAUAUACUAAUUGAAGUAAAGGUACUACAGCAUUUUGACAUUACAUUGAUUUUUUUUUUGGGGGGGGGGGUUGUCAGUGUGUCUCUGUAAACUCGCUUAAGUAAAUAAAGUGCUGGAGAUUCAGCAGAAACCUUUUGCUAAUUUAAGCAGAUGGCUUGACUGUGUCAUCAAGAGCAUGGUGAUAUGCCCAGGGUCUCAGUCCGAAUAGCUGAUUCCCACUAGUGUUUCAGUAAUAACAUUAGUAUAGUCCGAAUAGCUGAUUCCCACUAGUGUUUCAGUAAUAACAUUAGUAUAAGGUACGGCACUUGGCAGGUUAGACUUGUCUGAUUCAAGCAGAUGUCAUAGGUAUCUUGCCUAAAGACUGCAAUAUAUUGUGUGUGUGUGUGUGUGUGUGUGUGUGUGUGUGUGUGUGUGUGUGUGUGUGUGUGUGUGUGUGGUGUGCAUGUGUGUUUCUGAUGCACUUCUUGUCAACUUAAAAAUGUAGAUAAGCAUAGAAUAUAUCGGGUGGCAUUUGAAGGAUAUUCUUCCCCCUUUAUGUCUCUACACUGUCUUUGACUUUAGAUCCUGGUAGUUUUAUUCCCAAGUGGCUUACUACUUAACUCAGGGGGUUGCAGUGACUGUGUCUCCCCCUCCAUCUUUUCUUUUGAAUUUCCCAAGUUAUUAGCUUUCAAGAUGUAAUUUCCUCUUCACAUUUGUUACUAUGCUUUAUCCAAGUGACGCAGGCGUUGCUUUUGUUGUGUCUUGGGAAUAUUACCUGCAUGCAACAUGCUUGAGCAAAAUGCACAUUUUCAUGUAAGGUAAUCCCCUUCCCAUAUGUUGGUUGUUUUACUGUUACCAGUUCUGGUACUACAGUUAUUAAAUGUGCUCAGAUAAUUGAUAUGAAACAGAUUGUAUUAUAUGACUGUGACAAAAAUGAUGCAUGAAGAAUUGCCACUGUUUACUGCUUCCAGGCGAACAGAUAAAAACUCUAAAAAUGUAUUUAAAAAUUUUUGCUGUACUUCGUUCAUUUAUUGUUUUGAUACUUUAAUAAAAAAAAGUUUAUACCUCG